Molecule: messenger RNA, 3022 nt
Organism: Athalia rosae (coleseed sawfly)
Lineage: Eukaryota; Metazoa; Arthropoda; Insecta; Hymenoptera; Athaliidae
Gene: bbc
Product: cholinephosphotransferase 1
Exons: 10
Coding region: 172-1527 (451 amino acids)
Biological process (GO): phosphatidylethanolamine biosynthetic process
Cellular component (GO): Golgi apparatus; endoplasmic reticulum membrane
Molecular function (GO): ethanolaminephosphotransferase activity; diacylglycerol cholinephosphotransferase activity
Source: RefSeq, a predicted model, not a curated record
CCACAGCGCUUCGCAUAAGUUGUCAGUACGUGUACGUAGGUGCCCGUGAAUGUAGCACGUAGUCUGUCAAAUUAUUUCAUUCAGAAAGAAAGUGCUAAAAAAUAUAAUCAAUGUGCAGAAAAGUGUUGUCCGGAGUAUCUUAUGUGAAAAAGCGAUAAUAAGAAAUUAAACAUGCAGUUUUACAAAGAGAGAUUGCUAUCUCCAGGUCAGCUGAAAAGGCUAAAUGAGCACAAGUACAGCUGUACUAGCGUUAGCCUAAUGGACCCAUUUUUGCAACCGUGGUGGAAUUGGCUUGUCAGUAAAGUUCCGUUAUGGCUUGCGCCCAACUUAAUUACAAUUAUUGGUCUCGUCAUCAACAUCUUAACAACUCUAAUACUCGUGUGGCACAGUCCUGACGCCAGAAUUGAGGCACCACGGUGGGCAUGUCUUUUGUGUGCCCUCGGCUUGUUCAUUUAUCAAAGUCUUGAUGCCAUUGAUGGUAAACAAGCGAGGAGAACUGGAACACAAAGUCCAUUGGGCGAAUUAUUCGAUCACGGAUGUGACUCUAUUUCAACAGUGUUUGUUGCCUUGUCGGCAUGCAUAGCUGUGCAGUUAGGAUACUAUCCAACCUGGAUGUUUUUCCAAUGUUUUUGUGCCAUGACAUUAUUUUAUUGCGCUCAUUGGCAAACUUAUGUUUCAGGAACACUGAGGUUUGGGAAAGUGGAUGUCACAGAAGCUCAAUUUACAAUCAUGGGAAUCCACGUUAUUUCUGGAAUUUUUGGGCCAAGUGUUUGGAUGAUGGAGAUUCCCAUUCCCGGACUUGGCACUAUCAAUAACUCCGCAGCCGCGAUUUUUUAUGCAGGCUACAUUCACGUGUUCGUUGAAUUCUGUAGAGUCUUUGAAUCUGGUGGUGUUGGAAAGAAUGGUUCCACAAUUGCAUUGCCAUACAUUAACACAGAGGUGAAGGUGUUUCCUCUGUGGGCAGCAGUCGGCAUCGCUGUUUUGCUAGCGCAGAGCAGCGUGUCAGUAAUUCUUGCCGGUGGUGUCGGAAAGAAUGGCUCCACCGUUGCUGGAACUUCGGUACUGUCACCGAUAAUCCCCUUCAGUUUUGUUGUGGUGCCCGCCUUUAUAAUAUACAGAAAAAGUGCUGAGCACGUCUAUGAAAAUCAUCCUGCCUUGUAUAUACUGGCCUUUGGCAUGGUAGCUGCCAAAGUAACUAACCGGCUUGUGGUCGCACACAUGACUAAAAAUGAAAUGCAAUACCUGGAUACUGCACUGAUUGGACCUGCGAUGCUGUUCCUCAAUCAGUACUUCAAUUUCUUUAUCAAAGAAUAUUACGUUCUUUGGCUUUGUUUAAUUUGGGUGACAUUAGACUUACUUCGGUAUUCUUCUCAAGUUUGCUUGGAAAUUUGUGAUCACCUGAAAAUCAUGCUCUUCAGGAUACCAGUGGGUGGACACCGCAUUGGGACUUCACAGACUUCCAUUAUCACCGAGAAAAACGAGUUUUGUUUGCAGUUCACAUGGUGGUGGAACAAGAACCCCUGUUAGACGAGGAGUAUCACCACGGUUCUGACACAUCCUUCGACCUCUGAUAUUUAGAUAAUAAUUUUUUUAUCGCAGUAGAUGGUUAAUAAUAUGCCUAUGAAUCUUACGCUAUGAUGUGAUAUUCCAUUGGUUCUAAAGAUGGAUGGUGUGUAGAGACAAAGUUGGCAAACUCAGAGCGAUGUAUUAUUCUUCAUAAGAAAUUCGUAAUUAGAGAAUAGUAAAUAACAAGUGAUGACCAAUAACCUAUCUCAAAAUUUAGAAAUUCUGCAUCCUCUUUAGAUAUUCUUUCGUCAAUGUACAACCGAGGAAAUGACAGUUUAUUUGCUCUGCCACAACAUUAGUUGAUUACAAUACUUGUCAGUAAUAAAUGUCUUAUACCAGGCCAAACGGCUCUUGCAUGAGAGUCUGAGUUACAUUAGUUGCAUAGAAAACGAUAUGUAAAUAAAAUUAUAGAUCUAUCUGUCAUGCAUAGAAAAUUCUCAGAAACGCGAAUUCAAAAUAAAAGAAUAUUCAGUACUUCUGAUAAAUAUAGCUGCUCAUCCAUGUAUCGGAAUCUGCUGUAUUCCAUAGUUCUUUUAUUUGGAAUAUUCCCACUUGAAGUAACCCAAAAGCUGAUAAACUCAGAUGAUGUUACUGUAAUAAUAUACGUGUAAUUCAUUGUAAGAUAAAUUGUUGAAUAUUGAAAGCAAAGAAUUUGAUAACAUGAGUUUCCUCUGCUCGCUGGAUCAAGUUGAUGUAAAUGAAAGAAAAAAAUCUAGUAUUUCUACAAUCUCAUCAAAUAGAAUUAGUAAUAUAUGUUUUAUUUUUCUGAUCGUGAGACUUAAUAUUGUACAUAGAUUUUAAGUCUCACGCAUUCUCUAAGUGCCUUCAUAAUGUUUUUUUAUAGAUUACUUGCAUUGUAUUCAUCAAAAUAUAUACCGAAAAUAUCUUGAUGAUACUAACUACAGAAUUUUUUGAAAUCUACCGUCAACCGCUUGAUUACUUGUGUCGAGAACCACUAUGUACCUAAGUUAUUAUAAUAUUUAUUAAUUGUGUACACGUGUAUUGACUGACAAAAUUGCCCAUUAAAGGGAAUUUUCAUGAGCUUGCGUCACAGAACUUUGCAAGCACUAAAGUAUUUCGUUGAUCUUCUUUUUUUAACAGUUUUUAUUCUCAACAGGAUAUCAGUAUAACAAAAUUAAUUCCUUGUACCUUAAGAGUAUUUUAAUCGACUUUCGAUGAUUUAAUUCGAAAACUUCAGAUAAUGAAAUAAUCUUUCGAAAAAUAUAUUCGUUCAAUUAUAUUUAACGGAUGGCGAAUCGUUCGUUGAACCUGUAACAUUUAUUUAAUGAAAAUUCGUAAUUAACAAAUUAUAACAGGGUUAUACUUUUGGAUUGAAUUUAAAUUAUUAAUAAUAUUGAUAAAUAUAGUGAAUACAGUUUUAUCUAAAAAUUAAGCAUGCGUGUUAACUUUGUUGUUGGGAAAAUAAAUGUGUUGUUUAAAUGGUGUAUAAUAAUAA